Monomorium pharaonis (pharaoh ant) is the source of this 3525-nucleotide messenger RNA. RefSeq lists its product as uncharacterized. Lineage: Eukaryota; Metazoa; Arthropoda; Insecta; Hymenoptera; Formicidae. The transcript is spliced from 4 exons. Bases 2081 to 3238 code for a protein of 385 amino acids. The record is from RefSeq and is a predicted model, not a curated record.
GUGAAACAUUACUCUAAAAGAGUGAAAAUCGAACAUAUCUAAGUUCGAGUGAUUUGUCACUCUAAUUAGAGUUUGAAUGGCAAAAUAUGACGAGAUAUGUUUGAAUGACAAAAUAUUUAAUUUAAAAAAGUACAAGAAGGCUUUUACAAGAUUAUAUUAAUUUUUUUACCAAAAUAUAAAAAAAUUUAAUUUUUAAAUUUGAUUUUAAAAAAACGUUAAAUGAUGCUAAAGAAGAGACAAAGUGGAAAUUAAAGUACUCAUCUUAAAGAACGAAAUUUCACUUGAAACAACUGCUGCCGAGUGCAACUUUAAAAAAAAUGCCCUCGGCAUAGUUAUUUCUCACUGUGUCCAAGUGAACGGUGUGCAACUGAACGGUGCGCAAAUGCACCGUGUCCAUUUAAACCGUGUGCAAAUGCUCCCGGCAAUAAUCUGCUCUCGUACGGAUCAUGCUCAUUUUUUUUGCUUUAAUUGCUAUCAGUACCACUUACAAUUUAGUCAAAUAUUAGCCCUUUUUAUUGAAUCGUUUUGGUGUAAAUAAUAAAAAUAAACAUUCCAAAAAUAAUUUAUAUUUUUUGAUCAGCUUAAUCGAUUCUGAUGAAAUUUUAAUAUGUUAUAGAUAUCAUUGAGACAUCUUUAUGAAAAAUUCGGGGAGGGUUUCUGAUGACAGAAACAUUGAUUUAAAAAAUGAAUAAAUGUUUUUGAUUAUUUUUAGUCCGGAUAUCCUUCUGGUACAAUUACGAAAAUUUUUUUGUAGAAUCUUGGAACAGUUUUCUACAAGACAUUUUUUUUAAAGCAAUAUAGUGGGUAUACCUAUAAAAAAUAAAAUAUUUUUUAGAUAUGAUAUUUCUUUCGGUACAAUCGCCAUAUUUUUUGUAGAAUGUUGGGACAGUAUUCUACAACACCAAAUUUUUUCGAAAUAAAAUCAGUGGAAGGUACUUAAAAAAACAAAAUAUAUUUUUUAAUUUUUUAAAAAUGUGAUGUUUUUGGUACAAUACAUAUUUUUUGUAGAAUUUUUAGACAGUAUUCUAUAACAAGUAAUUUUUAACACUAAUAUUUAAAAUAGUUUGUAAGUUUUGGCCGGUUAUUUUCAUUGUAACGCGCCAGUUACAAGUAUUUUAUCGAAUGAUAUAUUUAUUUGAUAUGAUAUUAUAUUUUAUUGCACACUGCUGAAAAUCUCGACUUCAUGUUUACAACUCUUUGGUCCGUGUCGUUUUCGCGAAGCUCUUUCUAUGGUGUUCAACUCUUUCUGUCCCAUCCAAUCUACAUUGUUUUAUCGCGCUCUCUGCUUGUCCAUACUUCCCUUUAGCACGCUCUCUAUAUUUGUAUUCUACUAUACCUUUAUCCAUAUCUAUUGUUCGCUAUACCUACAUUUAUUGCCAGACUUGUUUUGUAUACCUAUAGCGACUAUCGCGCUUUCCGCUUUGUGCGGAUCUUCAUAGCUGCGCUUCUCUCCCCGUGCGUACCUAUCCCCACCUAAGCCGCAUACCCAGUAGGCCAGUUGAGCGUUCCCACCUCUAUCCACAUGCGCGUGAGAAGGGGUUGCACUAGUUUCGGAGUUUCGGAGUCCGAGCGAGCCAGCUAAUCGUGGCUUUUUGAUAGUCGAUUAAAGGCCGUAUUAGACUAGCGAUUCGGGGCUGCGACUGCGAUUGCGAUUGGCGACUCUCCAAUCAUACUUGCGACUUGUGAUUGCGGCUAUUGAUUAAUCGCAGCCAAUCACAGGAUGCCGAUUGAUCAUGUGAUGUUGUCAUGCGUGAUCGUUGACAUUAAGGUUAGAUUCUUUUUAUACGAAGUUAAGUCUGCAACACCCAAUAACUGCGGACUCGAUUAAUUAAAGCGUAGUAUAACAAGUCCUAAAUCAGAGACCCAGUAAAUUGAGGGAAUUAGGAGAACAGUUCACCUAUUUCACCUAUAAUCAGAAAGGUUAGUUCCCCAAGAAAAAGAAAUAAAUAGAAAUCGAGUGAUAGAGUUAUAAGAUACUAAUUUCUGUUUUUAAAUUUCUAGUAUUAAUUUCUAUAUAUUUUCUUUCUUAAACAGAAUUAGAUUCGAAUAGUAUUGUAUAAAAUAUUGUAUACAAAUAUGGAUGCAACCCAGCGAUCGAGAAAAAAAAAAGAAAAAAAUAUUGUGCGCAUUCUUGGCCUUCUUAAUCAUUCAUCAUCAUUAUGAGAAUGUUCCUCAAAGGAGGAUGUGGGUAAAGCCAUGGGUAGCAAGGCGACGAGAACAAGGUUGUCAUCACAAUCUUUUCUUAGAAUUGCAAUUGGAAGACCCAAAUAAAUUUCGGAGAUGUCUUCGAAUGAGUGUUGAGAUAUUCGAAGAUCUUGUCAUAAAGAUAACACCUUUAAUUCAGAAACAGAACACGCAUCUUAGAGAAAGUAUAUCACCUGCUGAGAGACUGUCCGUAACAUUACGUCACUUAGCAACUGGUGAAACUCAAGAAUCCCUUUCAAUGAAUUUUAGACUUGGACAGAGUACUAUUUCUGGCAUAAUAAAAGAAACAUGCUAUGCUCUGAGAAGUAUUCUUCAAGAAUCUUAUCUAAAAAUUCCUGAUUCUGAAGAUGCGUGGAAAGUAGUGGCUCGUGACUAUGCAGACAGGUGGAAUUUUCCACAUUGUCUUGGAGUCCAAGACGGUAAACACUGCCGCAUUGAUCCCCCCUUACAAUCUGGGUCUUCGUAUUACAAUUAUAAAGGUGAUAAUAGCAUCAUUUUGCUAGCUCUCGUUGACGCUCAACUUAGAUUUAUUUACAUCGAUGUCGGUACUAACGGUAGAGCGUGUGAUAGAGGAGUAUGGAACAAAAGCAUCUUCAAAAAUGUCCUUGACAAAAACAAAUUAAAAAUUCCUCGGCCAUGUCCUCUACCAGGUACCGAUAAUGAUUUUCCAUAUGUUAUUGUUGCGGACGAAGGUUUUACAUUAUCGGAAAAAGUCAUGAUACCUUUCCCUAAAGAACAAUGUUCCGAAAAAAGAAAUAGAAGAAUUUACAACUACAGAUCUCCAAUGAGAUAUGAUCCGGACGAUGCCCGUGAUAUUAUAAUAGCUGUAUGCUGUUUACAUAAUAUGCUUCGCACUGAUGCAGUUGGUUGUGCCAUGUAUACACCACCAUCAUAUAUAGAUGUAGAAGAUGAACUAACAGGAACGCUUUGCCAUGGUGACUGGAGAAAUGAACAGAUUCAAGGCUUGGUGAAUUUUCGAAAUCCAGGAGGCUAUCGACAUGCUAAUAGUGCUUUAGCUUUAUGUGAAAUGUGAUGUGACUAUUUUAAUAGUGUGGGAGCAGUGUCGUGGCAAGAUAGAGCUGUAGAUAAUUAAAAUUAUUGAAUAAACUUUAAAAAACGUUAAUAAACUUUUUUGAUACAAUAUAAUAAUAUUGUGUAAACAUACAAAAUGUAGAACCGAAAAUGGCGAUUGUUUAACUUUCAUUUUAAUUCGUAUUUUUGUAUCUUUGCAUACUUUUAAAAACUAAAUAUGCAAAAAAAACUUAAACAUUUACAUCACAAUGGCACUGCCGACAAAAUAAAAUCAUGAACUGAUCAAAA